Molecule: messenger RNA, 783 nt
Organism: Stegodyphus dumicola
Lineage: Eukaryota; Metazoa; Arthropoda; Arachnida; Araneae; Eresidae
Gene: mRpL35
Product: mitochondrial ribosomal protein L35
Biological process (GO): translation
Cellular component (GO): ribosome; mitochondrion
Molecular function (GO): structural constituent of ribosome
Source: RefSeq, a predicted model, not a curated record
UGCGGUUUGCUCCAGCUCUAGUGAUUCGUGUAUGAAUGAAAGGUCUCUGAAAUGUCAAACGGUUUAACGAAAUUAUAAUUUAAUGAUAUUAAUUGUUUAUCAUUUAUUGUAAUUUUAAGAUUCUAAUAUAAAUAAGAAAAAAAAAAAUAUGCUGAAAUCACUUGUGGCUGCCGGAUCGCAAGUUUUUAGAAGUUUCACUGGCUUGAAAGUUAUGAAUUCUCCUUCAUGUUCUGCUCAUUUCUCUAGCUGGAUGAAUUCGAAUCAGAAGCCUUUAAUAGCUGGUGUUUUUUCUGGAAACAAUCUUCUUAAUGAAAGAGCUCCAAAUAGAUCACUUUUAUUUAGUGAAAAUCCAAAUAUAAAUGUGUCUAGAAGUGUGACUAAAUUUUCUCUAAAGACUGGCAAAAUGAAAAGUGUUGGAGCAGUCCUCUCUCGGUUUUAUCGUUUAGAUAAUGGCCUUUGGAUUCGUAGGAGAGCUGGAUCUCAUAAGCAUCUAUGGAGAAGAAAUUAUAAGUCACGAUAUGAAAAAGUACAGCAUGUAGUUUGUACAAAAACACAAUGUAUAAUGUUUGAUAAAAUGGUUUCUAAAGCCUAUAAAAAGAAAAAAUAUUUUAUUGAUGAUCCAUUUGAGCCAUAUGAAAAGCGUAAUAAUUUUGACUAUGUUCUGCCUAUAAGGCAUAUCUAGAGAUGAAAUCAGUCUGUUUCUUGAAAGCAGUAGUCUUUAAAAACAACUGUUUGUAUUUAAAAGGCAUUUUAGUUAAAAUAAAAUUGUUAUUACAUAUUUCA